This is a messenger RNA of Diospyros lotus (date-plum), 7951 nucleotides long. RefSeq lists its product as uncharacterized. Gene Ontology annotation, molecular function: ATP binding; helicase activity. NCBI's taxonomy places the organism in Eukaryota, Viridiplantae, Streptophyta, Magnoliopsida, Ericales, Ebenaceae. The record is from RefSeq and is a predicted model, not a curated record. The coding region runs from base 109 to 7185 and encodes 2358 amino acids. The transcript is spliced from 15 exons.
CAAUUACCCAAAAGUUUCGCUACAAGUCUAUUAUCUAAGCUGAAUAAAUUCCAAAUUCAGGCAAUAGUAGCUUCUCUUCGUAGAAUCAAAUGUGAUCACAAGCCUACCAUGGAACUCAUUUGGGGCCCACCAGGGACGGGGAAAACCAAGACGGUCAGUGUGAUGCUUUUUGCUCUUUUGAGGAUGAACUGUCGGAUCCUUACAUGUGCUCCUACCAAUGUUGCUAUAAAGGAGGUGGCUUCCAGGGUUCUAAUGUUGGUGAGAGAGUCAUUUGAGGCUGAGGAAAAUGAUGCUUUAUUCUGUUGUUUGGGCGAUAUUCUCUUAUUUGGUAACAAGGACGACCUGAAACUUGACUCUGAUAUUGAAGAGAUAUAUCUAGAUUAUCGUGUUAAAAGGCUUGCAGAGUGUUUGGGACCAUUGAUGGGUUGGAGGCAUUGUUUAACUUCAAUGGGAGACUUUCUUGAAGGUUGUGUUUCUGAAUAUGAUGUUUUUGUGGAGAACGAAAUGAUCAAACAAAAGGAAAUGAUCGAACAGAAGGAAUGCAGCAACCAGGAUGAAAGUGGCAAGGCAGAAAUUAAAUCAUUUGUUGAGUUUGUGAGGGGCAGGUUUAAAUCAACUGCAUCACCCCUGAGAAGAUGCAUAUUUGUAUUUUGUACUCAUUUUCCAAGAAGGUUCAUUUUGGGACAGAAUUUUGCAAACAUGCGUAGUCUUGUUGACCUCCUAGAUAAUUUGGAAAAAUCGUUGUUUCGAGACAACAUCACUACUGAAGAACUUAAGGAGGCAUUUUCACAGAAGGAUGGAGGUGAAGAAUUUUGUGAAUCUAUUGUAGGAAUGCCAUCCUUGAAAAACACAAGGAGUAAGUGCCUCUGUGUUGUCAAUACUCUUCAACAUUCUCUUGAAGAACCUGAUCUGCCAAGUGUUUUAAACAAAGAUUCAAUCAUGGAAUUCUGUUUUCAAAGAGCUUCUUUAAUUUUCUGCACUGCUUCUACUUCAUAUAAGCUGCAUUCAGUGGGAAUGGAACCGCUGGACUUACUGGUCAUUGAUGAAGCUGCACAACUAAAGGAGUGUGAAUCAACUAUUCCUCUUCAGCUGCCUGGUUUGAAUCAUGCUAUUCUCGUUGGUGACCAGUGCCAGUUACCAGCAAUCAUUCAUAGUAAAGUUUGUGAGGAAGCUCAGUUUGGAAGAAGCUUAUUUGAAAGAUUGAGUUUGUCGGGGCAUUCUAAGCAUCUUCUAAACAUACAGUAUAGGAUGCAUCCAUCCAUAAGUUUGUUCCCUAAUGGGAAGUUCUAUUUCAACCAAAUUAUGGAUGCACCACAUGUUCAGAGUAAAAGUUACAAGAGGCAAUAUCUUCCAGGGCCAAUGUUUGGUCCUUAUUCUUUUAUAAAUGUUAUUGGUGGCAGGGAAGAAGUGGGUGAUGAUGGACGGAGCAGAAGAAAUAUGGUAGAGGUGGCAAUUGUGGUGAAGAUAGUGCAGCAUUUAUAUAGAGCAUGGAGUAGCUCUCGGAAGACACUUAGCAUUGGUGUGGUAUCUCCUUACGCUGCUCAAGUUGUGGCCAUCCAGGACAAACUUGGGAAAAAGUACGAAAAACUUGAUGGAUUCACGGUGAAGGUGAAGACAAUUGAUGGUUUUCAGGGUAGAGAGGAGGAUGUUAUAGUGAUAACUACUGUAAGAUCUAAUAGCACCGGAUCCGUUGGAUUCGUAACCAGUCCUCUGAGAACUAAAGUUGCAUUAACAAGAGCUCGGCACUGUCUUUGGAUUUUGGGAAAUGAUGGGACCCUAGCUAAUAGUGAUUCUAUUUGGGAGGCAUUAGUCCAUGAUGCGAAGAGCCGCCAAUGUUUCUUUAGCGCUGAUCAAGAUAACGAAAUUGCCAAAGUUAUAUUAGAUGUCAAGAUAGAGCUUGAUCAACUGGAGGAUUUGUGUAAUGAGAACAGUGUACUCUUCAAAAGUGCAAGGUGGAAGGUUAUUUUUAGUGAUAACUUCAAUAUGUCAUUUAAAAAAUUGAGUUCACUCCGUAUAAAAAAGUCAGUUAUAUACCUCUUAUUGAAACUUUCAAGUGGUUGGCGACCUAAAAAGAGGCAUAUGGGCCAACCUUGCGAGAGUUCUUCACAGAUCUGGGAAAGAUUCAAGGUUGAAGGGCUUUAUGUUGUUUGGUCUAUUGACAUAAAGAAAGAAUCAACAUACUUCCAAGUCCUGAAGGUCUGGGAUAUAUUGCCUUUGCAGGAGUUACCAAAGUUGAUAAAACGACUUGAAGGCAUGUUUGCUUUGUAUACUGAGGAUUUCAUUAGUCACUGCAAGCAGAAAUGCCUUGAGGGGCGUUUGGAAGUUCCAAGAAGUUGGGUAAGAUCUAUUGAUAUUGUUCGGUUUAAGAAUCAUGGUGAAAGAAGUUAUGUUGAGAACGCAAAGGUGAGUGAGAGCUUGUUGUUAAUGAAGUUCUAUUCCUUAUCAUCUGGUGUGGUGAGUCACUUGCUUUCUGAUCGUGAUGGGCGAGUGCGAGACCUCCCUUUUGAAGUAACUGACCAAGAAUUGGAGAUUAUCUUAUUCCAAAAAAGUACAUUUAUACUUGGUCGGUCAGGCACUGGUAAGACUACUGUGUUAACCAGGAAAUUGUUUCAGAAGGAGCAACUGUACCAUAUUGCUUCAAAUGGACUUUAUGAAGGUGAGACUAGUACUUCUACAGAUGUGAGCCAGAGGAAUGGUUUUGAUAUGUGCAUUGCAGAGAUCAAUGGAAGUGUCCUGCGACAACUUUUUGUGACAGUCAGUCCAAAACUAUGUUUUGCUGUCAAACAACAUGUGUCUGGACUGAAAAGGUUUUCUGGUGGGGGAAACCUAUCUGAAGAAAACAGCUCAAUUGAUAUGGAUGAAGCAGCCCAAUUUAAUGAUAUCCCGGAUUCUUUUCUAAACAUUGAUCCUAACAAAUACCCUCUUGUUGUUACUUUCCACAAGUUCUUAAUGAUGCUUGAUGGAACAGUAGGUAAUUCCUACUUUGAAAGGUUUCUUGGUCCAAGGGAACUUUUCCUUUGUAAAUCUAGAAGCUCAAGAUCAGUUUCUCUGGAAACUUUCUUAAGAAGCAAGGAGGUUAACUAUGAGAGGUUUUGUAGAGAGUAUUGGCCUCAUUUUAAUCGUCUACUAACAAAGAAGCUUGAUCCUUCCAGAGUGUUUACUGAGAUAAUUUCUCAUAUAAAAGGUGGUUUGAGAGCAGGCAAGACACAAGAAGGUAAGCUCUCCCAAAAGGAUUAUGUUUCCCUUUCUGAGAGUCGGACCACCUUGAACAAAGCGAAUAGAGAGAUGAUUUAUGCUGUUUUCCAAGAUUAUGAGAAAAGAAAAAUGAAAAAUGGUGAGUUUGAUGUAUCCGAUUUUGUGGUUGAUCUUCAUCUUCGGCUAAAACGUUACAAAUUUGAGGGUGAAGCUAUGGAUUUUGUAUAUAUUGAUGAAGUUCAAGAUCUUACAAUGAGGCAAAUUGCCCUCUUCAAAUAUGUCUGCCGAAAUGUGGAGGAAGGCUUUGUUUUUGCAGGUGACACGGCACAGACUAUUGCUAGGGGAAUUGAUUUUAGAUUCCAAGAUAUACGAUCUCUAUUCUACAAUGAGUUUGUAAUGGAGUCAAAGGGAGACAGUUGUGUUGGAAGAAAGGAGAAAGGGCAUAUAUCAGAGAUUAAAAUCCUAAGUCAAAACUUUCGUACCCAUGAUGGUGUCCUUAGAUUAGCACAGAGUGUGAUUGACCUUCUUUACCAUUUCUUUCGUCAUUCUAUUGAUGUUCUGGAACCUGAGACGAGUCUUAUUUAUGGUGAUGCUCCAUUGCUUCUUGAAUAUAGAAAUGAUGAAAAUCCAAUUGUAACUAUUUUUGGCAAGGGUCGAAUUGGUGGUGGGGACAUAGUAGGCUUUGGUGCUGAGCAGGUUAUCUUAGUACGUGAUGAUUGUUCUAGGAAGGAAAUAUAUAGCUACGUUGGAAAGCAAGCUCUUGUUUUGACUAUUGUGGAGUGCAAGGGCUUAGAGUUUCAGGAUGUAUUAUUGUACAACUUUUUUGGCUCAUCACCUCUGAAAAAUCAAUGGAGAGUAAUCUACCAGUUUAUGACAGAACUAGGUCUGCUUGAUGCUUCUGUGUCCUCUCCAUGUUUCGACGAGGCAACGCACAAUGUCUUGUGUUCUGAACUGAAGCAACUAUAUGUGGCAAUUACUCGCACAAGACAAAGAUUGUGGAUUUGUGAAAACAAUGAGGAGCUCUCGAAGCCAAUUUUUGAUUAUUGGAAGAAGAAAUCCCUUGUCCAAGUAAAACAAUUGGAUGAUUCACUUGCACGGGCUAUGCAAGUUGCAAGCAGUCCAGAUGAAUGGAAGUCACGCGGAGAAAAGCUAUUUUAUGAGAAUAACUUUAAGAUGGCAAAAAUGUGCUUUAAAAGGGCUGGGGACACAAUGUGGGAAAGAAGGGCCAAGGCUUCUGGCCUUAAGGCAGCUGCAGACAGAAUACGGGGCUCGAAUCCUGAAGGGGCUAGCACUGACCUUAGGCAAGCUGCUGAGAUAUUUGACUCCAUUGGUAGAGCUGAGUCUGCUGCCGAGUGUUUUUGUGACUUGGGGGAGUAUAAAACUGCAGGGAGACUUUAUUUGGAUAAGUGUGGGGAAUCCGGGCUUGAGAAAGCCGGGGAGUGUUUUGCUCUGGCAGGUUGUCAUAAACUUGCAGCUGAAGUGUAUGCUAGGGGAAAUUAUUUUUCAGAGUGCUUGUCGGCUUGCACCAAAGGAAAACUAUUCGACAUGGGUUUGCAGUACAUCCACUACUGGAAACAGCUCGCUGCUAGAGAUAAUGUCAUGGUUAAAAUAGGUAAAGAAAUAGACAUAAUUGAACAACGGUUCCUAGUAAGCUCCGCGCUUCAUUAUUAUGAGGUCAAGGAUAACCGAUGCAUGAUGAAGUUUGUGAUGGCUUUCAACUCAUUGAAUGCAAAACGCAACUUCUUGAAGUCCUUGAAUUGUCUCGAUGAGCUUCUGGCCGUGGAAGAAGAAUCAGGAAACUUUUUGGAGGCUGCAGAGAUUGCGAAGCUGAAAGGGGAUCUUCUGCUUGAGGCUGAUCUGUUGGGGAAGGCUGCGCAUUUUAAGGAGGCGUCCAUGCUUAUGUUAUGGUAUUCCUUCUCCAAUUCUCUAUGGGCAUCUAGAGGCAGGGGUUGGCCACUUAAGGAUUUUGCUCGAAAGGAGGAGAUUGUAUCUAAAGCUAAGUCAUUCGCAGGAAAGACAGAAUCCGAUAUUUUUUAUGAGUUUGUUUGCACUGAAGUGAACAUUUUAUCAACAGAAGAAACGGGCUUGCUCCAGUUGAACCAGUAUUUGGAUGCUUCUAGGCAUAAUAAGAGCCUCAGAGGUGAAUUCUUGUCCAUACGAAAAAUACUGGAUCAUCAUCUGCAUUCAGAAAUCUCCAAGUAUGCGUGGGAAGAUGAACUGGCUGAUGAUCAUCUGAUAAAACAUUCAGGAGAGAGAAUUUCGCAUAAUCUUGUUUCUGCUGGAACACUGAUGUACUUUUGGAAUCUUUGGAAGGACAAGGUUGAACAUAUAUUUGAGUACCUAGGAUGUCUUGAAACAGAUCAUGUUAGCAAACAUAUCAAUUAUGGCGACUUUAUUUUGAACUAUUUUGGUCUGCGGAGGCAGUUGAAAAAUAUGAAUACCAAUUACCUUUUUCUCAUCCCUGACGCUGAUUGGGUGAGAGAGAUUGAUGACAGGUAUCUUUGGAGAAGUGGGAAGUUGGUGUUUGCAGAUGCUCGCCAGUUUGUUUCGGCUGCUAAAAGUCAUUGGAGCUCAGAGUUGCUUGCUGUUGGCAUGAAGGUGUUGGAAACUCUUGAAUUACUUCACAAUCUCGCAAUCAAGAAUAACUCUGUUUAUGGCCAAAGCCUUCUCCUCCUCUAUAUCUUUGAGGUAACAAAGUUUCUUUUAGGGUCCAAGUAUCUUGACCGUAAGUAUCAUGAUACUCUAUCACUGAACACAUCUCUUGAGCUAUCUAUGGGGUACUUCCACAAUGUGUUUUCUUUAGAGUGGCAAAAGUUGUUGACCAAGAAUAUGACUUCUCUGAGAGGGACUGAGCUUUCGCGAAAUUUACUAGAAGAGGUUAUUAUCAAAAACAUCCCCUCUAAGGGCGAGCUGACCUAUGGCCAAAUUGGGACGAUAGUAAUGAUAUGGCUUGGUUCUGGGAAGCCAACUGAUGAACUAUGCAAGAAGAUAGCAGAAAAGGUUGAAGGGAAUUUACCAUGUAAAUGGAUAAAAUACAUUAGGGACUUGAGUGGAUUUACAGCAUCAAAAAUUUCAGAAGAACCUGCAAAAGACCAUUUCCUUCAGAAUCCAACAGAGGUAGCUUCUGUGCUCAACUUUUAUGAAGCUCUGGAUGAUACCUAUCGUCCUAACUGGAGACAAUCAGAUUAUGUGUCACCCAGUUGUUUUUUGUAUCUGGUUGAUCGGCUUUUGGUUUUGACAUUUCGGUCUACUGGACUCCUUUUCAUCACAAAAUCUUCACUUGUUGAGUGGCUUAUUUGUGAGCAACCCAAUGCCAACCAAACGCCCAAUGCAGUACCUGAUAUUCAGAUUCUUAGUGGCGUUUUUGAAUUUUUGGCUGGCAUAAUCAAGGAGAUCCUGUAUAAUAAGCAAGAUACAGCAGAAUGGAUUCGUAAAUCAGGGAUCAAUUUUGAUGUGUACUACCCGUUGAUGGUGCUGAAACUGGUUAUCACCUUAUGCUUGCUGGCUGUGAAUAGUGGUAGAUAUUUCAAUAUACUUUAUGAGAUGCUGAAGAAGGGUUAUAUCACUAAUUGUUUGCCAAGGGAAUUCUCAGAUGUUCUUAGGAGGAGGUAUCAUAAUUCUCGGAUGCAUGUAAAUGCAAAUGUACUUGCACAAGCGCUCGUGAAGAUUGGGGAUCCUCUUGUUAUAGUGAGCUGGAGAGAGAAUUGUCCCAACAUUGCAAUUCCAGCUGCCAUUUUUGUAGACAUGAGAGUUGCUCAUUGCAGAGCAGACAUCAUGAGCGUGUUGUUUCCAGUGAAGAACAAACCUUCCAAAGGUACAACUGCCAAUUCAAGCUGCAAACAGAAUUCUUCCAACAAAUCCAAUGAAGAAGGUAAAGCUUCUGCAGCUCCAGAUUCAGACUUAGUUUCCAUGGAAGAUCAGAAGAUGGUCAAUGAGAAUACAAAUGAAGGGAAGCAGCAAAUGAAUAGUGGACUCUUUCUGGAAAUGUGAUGCAUUAAAGUCCCUGGAAAAUGUAGGCGGAGGAAACCCUACAAAUUUGUUAGUAUUGCCUCGAGGAUGAAGUUUGAAUUUCAUUUUCAUCCCCAUUCUCUCUAUUCUCUCUCUGUGUACCCAAAAAUCCCUCGUUGGGUUCUCUGUGAACGCGAAAACCAAUCUAAGACGCUGCUCCCUCAUUGUCGCCGGCAUCUGCAAGGUGCUCUCUCUCUCUCUCUCUCUCUCUCUCUCUCUCUCGCCCACGCCUUCAUCUUCAUCCUCAUUCUCUCUCUCUCCGUGUGCCCAAAAACCAAGCUGAGACGCCGCUCCACCGUUGCCAACGGCAUCUACAAGAUUUGGUCGUCGUUAGCUCGCUCCUCUAUCAAUUAGUAUUUGAGAAGAUCUAGCCGCGACCGGUCGUUCCCUCUCCCCUCACCGUCGGUCAUUCCCACUCUGCCUGAAUAUGAAGAGCCCAGAAAGAGUUUUUCCAACAUUUGCAUAUGUCUGGCAACAGCCAAAAGUUCCGGGAGAUAGCUUUUUGUGCAAUUACAUCAAAUGAGCAAGUAAAAGGUUAUGGCACCAGCAAACUGAUGAAUCACUUUUUCGCAGCAUACCCAUGAUGUUGAUGCCGUUGGUUUUGUUCAGUUUGGUUUGUAAUUUGUAAAUGAUACAUUUCAAAAGCUAUGAGAACCUUUUAGAAAGGGAUUUGGAUGUUUCAGUUUAUAUUGAUGAGCACAUCUGUAACACAUUUUAGUUAUAUCCAAUGGUGGUGAUUUUGUUGUAA